Phyllopteryx taeniolatus (common seadragon) is the source of this 7556-nucleotide messenger RNA. RefSeq names its product regulating synaptic membrane exocytosis protein 1-like. Gene Ontology annotation, biological process: regulation of synaptic plasticity; calcium ion-regulated exocytosis of neurotransmitter; intracellular protein transport. Gene Ontology annotation, cellular component: presynaptic membrane; cytoskeleton of presynaptic active zone. The transcript is spliced from 34 exons. Bases 847 to 5349 code for a protein of 1500 amino acids. Gene Ontology annotation, molecular function: small GTPase binding; transmembrane transporter binding. NCBI's taxonomy places the organism in Eukaryota, Metazoa, Chordata, Actinopteri, Syngnathiformes, Syngnathidae. The record is from RefSeq and is a predicted model, not a curated record.
UUAUUUAAUGGACUUUAUCUUAGAAAAAAUGCAUUGCCUUGUGGAGCUUUAAAAAAAAAACAAAAAAAAAACCAACAACAAACAACUCUUGAAUUUUAGUGCUAGGUAAAUGAAGUUAAGCUGUAACAUAACAGUCAAUUGGGGGCGGGCAAACCUGAUAUCUCGCCCCUGAGGAAACCCUUUAUUUUGAUACGUGCGACAGGCUGCCGUGAGCGCGCAUUUCCCCCGUCGAGUGGAGCCCCCCAUUCUCAAAUUAGGGCGGCGCGUUCCUGCUGCAAGAGAAGUGAACGCGCUUGAGGGGCUGCGGUUUCAUUGACGGCUCUGUCUCCUUGACAGCAGCAUCAGCAUCAGCAUCAGCAUCAUCAAGAAGUGUCUGCUCGCCUUGCAGCGACGCAGCCAGGCCAGUAGUCGAGCGGAGACCGCCUCCCUCUCCUCUGCUCGGCCGGAACUCGGAUCAUCCCCGUGUGCCAGCGUCCACACCGACCGCCGGAGAAAUGGGCUCCCCGUGAAACAGAGGUGGUGGAGGGGAGAGGCGGGCGGCUGGGUCGGGGGGUGGGGGUUAGAAGACACCGGAGCUGCAAGAGGGAAAAGGAGAGGCAAUCACGGCAAUCCGGAACAUUGGCACUACCACAACCAACGUCGCUGUCACAGCUACUAUCACGCCGCCGCCGCCCUCGCCGCUGCCGCGCCGGGAGCCCCCCCCAACCGCCAUGGGAACUCCGCAUCAGUCGCUACUAAAACUACUUCAUCCGUGGGCCAUGUCGUGAUCCGUGGACUCCGCCAGCGGGUUUUCGUGAUCCGUGAUCCCAAUCGAGGGGAAGAAAGAGGAGGGUGGUGCUGAGCAAGAUGUUCGCCUCAGUAGGCCCUCGGGGUCCAACCGUCGCUCAGGCCAUCCCGGAGCCGGACUUGAGCCACUUGACUGAGGAGGAGAGGAAGAUCAUCAUGGCAGUACUGGCUCGGCAACGGGAGGAAGAAGCAAAGGAGGAGGCCAUGCUAAAAGAAGAGAAGCCUAUCCAAGCAAGAACAGUAAACUUGGUUGGGCAGAAAAAACCACCGCAGCAAAACGAUGUCCGGGGCAUCCAGCAGCAGCUUUCCAGCUACAGGGAGACAGUGAUCAGGCAGGCUACAGCUGCAGCAGGCUCAGGAGUUCACCGAGAUGAUGCCCCAACCUGCGGCAUCUGCCAGAAGACCAAGUUUGCAGAUGGUUGUGGGAACUUGUGUUCGUAUUGCCAGACCAAGUUCUGUGCUCGUUGCGGAGGGAGGGUGUCCCUUCGAUCCAAUACGGAGGACAAAGUGGUCAUCUGGGUUUGUAAUAACUGCCGAAAACAACAAGAGAUACUGACCAAGCCAGGCGAAUGGUUCAUCAGUCCGUCAGGAAAGCCCACUGGUCUCGGUUCAGCCAUCAGUGAGCCAUCUGUGUGCCAAACCACUGGUGAUAAGAAGCUCCGAUCCCACUCCCAAGCCCCUCCCGGCUCCACAACAUCCUUAGACCCCAACACAGCCAGUGCACCUGGGAGCACAGCUGGAACAGACAUCCGGUCACGAAGUGAACCACCAAGAGACACGAGAAAUGGAAGAGGCGCUGGAGGAACUGGUCGGGGAGAGCGCAGGUCAGGCCACCCCAUGUUGCAGACACAGGUUUCCAUGGACCGAGACCUCCGGGGUGAAUCCAGGGAGCACAGGGAAAGCCGACGACUCACAAAAGGACGUUCUUUAGAGAUUGAUCCAGUGGGAGGAAGUAGUGGGGUGAAACGGACACAAGAGGGGAGCUACCAACACAUCGGCCACAGUGGUGCCCCCCCUCGUCAAGCAGGGCCAGUACCUUUUGGAGGCCGGGGCCAUCCUGUACCAGUACAAGGCUGUGCAACUUCAAUGAUGGGGGAGGUGAGGGAUGGUGGAGUGUCCGGACAAAGUACUGUCGGUGGACUGUGUGAACACACCCUUGUGCAACAAGACCACUCCCCUCACCUCAGAGAACCUCUGAGCUCAGGGCCUGGAGCAGCCCCUGCUCAGGGGCUUGUAGUGAGACGAACCAAAAGGAACAAGACUGACAGCAUGUUACGCAAUGAUUCACUCAGCUCAGAUCAAUCAGAGUCCUUGCGUCCACCACCACCCAGACCCUAUAAAUCGAAGCGAGGGCUGGGGGCAGGAGGGAAGAGGCAGACCAGUGUCAGCAGCUCAGAGGAGGAGGGUGGGACCACGCCCGAAUACAGUAGUUGUGAAGAUGCUGAGAUCGAAAGUGUUAGCGAGAGAGGUGACUGGGAGUGCUACCCUCAUGACCCCACUGUAUGGCAUCAUCCUGUAACCUGGCAACCAUCCAAAGAGGGUGACCAUCUGAUUGGCAGAAUCACCCUCAGUAAGAGGAGCACAACCAUGCCUAAAGAAGCUGGGGCUCUACUGGGAUUGAAGGUGGUCGGAGGUAGAAUAACAGAGUCAGGAAGAUUAGGUGCCUUCAUCACCAAGGUCAAGAAGGGCAGCCUGGCUGAUGUGGUUGGACAUCUGAGAGCAGGGGAUGAAGUUUUGCAGUGGAACGGGAAACUGUUACCAGGAGCCACCAUGAAGGAAGUUUACAACAUCAUCCUUGAAUCUCAAGCUGAGCCCCAAGUCGAGCUAGUUGUAUCCCGGCCUAUUGGGGUGUAUAGAAAAUAUCAUGAUAUCCCAAGAAUCCCAGACACAUCCCACCCUCCAUUAGAAUCUACAGGUUCGAGUUCAUUCGAGUCCCAGAAGAUGGAGAGACCUUCUGUAAAUCUCUUAUCUCCCAGCAGUCCCAGAAUGAUUCUAGAUGCUCCACAGCUAAUGCCAGGAAAACUUUCUGUGAAGCUGUGGUACGACAAAGCGGGUCACCAGCUAAUAGUCAAUGUGCUUCAGGCAGUAGAACUCCCUCUACGGCCUGAUGGCCGACCCAGAAGCCCAUACGUUAAAAUGUACUUCCUUCCUGAUCGCAGUGACAAGAGUAAACGCAGGACAAAAGCACUGAAGAAGACCUGCGAACCCAAGUGGAACCAAACAUUCCUCUACACUCAUAUCCAUCGUAGGGAUUUUCGUAACCAUAUGCUGGAGCUGACUGUGUGGGACCAGCCCAGGUCACUGGAGGAGGACAGCAUCUUUAUGGGAGAAAUCCUCAUAGAGCUGGAGACAGCCUUACUGGACGACAAGCCACACUGGUAUCCCCUCCAAACGCAUGACGUCUCAUCCAUACCGCUCCCCCGACCUUCUCCGUAUCUGCCUCGUCGACACAUACACACGGACAACCCUGCCAGGAAGCUGCAGCGUUCACAGCGUGUAACAGAGCCUGAAUUUGAGGGUACAGCUGUAGUUUCUAAAGCAGAGGGACGUGGCAGGGAGCAUCAACGAGAGCCCACGUCCACCCUGGAGGUGCCCGAGCACCAGAGGACGCCGUCACAUCACAUACGUUCUCGCUCAGUAUCCCCCCACCGCGAGGAGCAGGGAUUUAUGCGGUCCCGACCAGCCAAUGUACCUGCACAGAGGAGUCUAGACGAUGAGCUUUCGCACUCUAGGCGUUCUCGUUCUCCGACCCGCUACUAUGACUCUGCAAGAGGUCGCCACAAGGAUCAGGAAUACCUGGAUGACAGUGAGGUCAUCAUGAUCCACCAAUCAAUGCGAGGCAAAAGUGCUGAGUGCAUCCACUUCAGGAGAUCAACUAGGGACAGUCAAACACUCCCACUCAAGAUGCCACUUUUAUUCAGCAAUACCCACAGUAACAUGAGGAGUGAUCUUCAGCCUUCUCUGGACAGGGUUAGGAGUGCUAGCACCAACUGUCUGACUCCAGAUAAUCAUGCCCCCACACCUGAGUUGGAAAGAAAAUCAUUGUACCAUUCCUUGCCAAGGAGACGUCCUACCAGCCCCAGGAUUUUUAUCCAACAUGCUUCCCCUGAAGAUGACAGGCAGACUCAGACUCUCGAUACACCUGAAUGUCAGACACGUGGCAGGAAGCUGUUUGACAGUGGCAGGGGCCAACACCAAGGUGUUACACCUCUUUCCUCUUCAGUGACCUCCUCCUCAUCUCGCAAAGUGCGGCAGCUCCCCCAACUUCCCCCCAAGAGCAACAGUGUAGAACAAGCCCUGGUAGCAGAGGAGCGCGUCCGUCAACUCCAAAUUAGAGUUCAUUCAAACCGGAUGUCAGCUGCCAAUAACUCCAGUCAGCAGGACCUGGAUAUAGCCCUCAAGAACAAACGGGAGCUCUUCAAGGACCACAGGAUGAGCUGUGAGAAUGCUUCCCAUAAGUCCUCAGACAGUGAUGUCAGCGAUGUAUCAGCCAUCUCUCGAACCAGCAGUGCCUCUCGGAUCAGUAGCACCAGCUACAUGUCCAUCCAGUCAGAGAGACCCAGAGGACGCUUCAGUCGAGCCAUGCGUGCGACGGGCCGCCACAUGAUGAAGAGCACCAGUGUGAGUGGUGAAAUCUAUGGCAUGGAGCAUGCAGAUGGCAGCCAAUCAGACACCGCCCUCGGGAGCUUGGGAAGUGGGAUCAAAAAGCGUCGCUCAAGCCUCAGCCAACGCGUUGUUUCCAUCCUGCCAUCGAGGCGCAGUCGGAGUACCUCGCAGCUCAGCCAGACAGAGGCGGCUGGUAAGGCGGUGGACAGACAGAAAGAGGCAACAGCAGGUAAGAAGGUGGCUAAGGCUGGCAGCAGCAGUAUCCAAAGGAGCGUAGAGACGGGCAUGGCAGUGGAGUACCCACGGGGAGGGUCAGCGAUGAACCGUCAGGCCAGUAGGGAAUCCACUGACGGCAGCAUGAACAGCUACAGCUCUGAGGGAAAUCUUAUCUUCUCAGGAAUGAGGUUGGGUGCUGACAGUCAGUUCAGUGACUUCCUGGAUGGUUUAGGACCCGGUCAACUGGUUGGCCGGCAAACACUGGCAACACCUGCAAUGGGUGAUGUUCAAAUUGGUUUGAUGGAUAAGAAAGGACAGUUGGAGGUGGAGGUGAUCAGGGCACGAGGCCUUACCCCCAAACCAGGCUCCAAAUCCCUCCCAGCUCCCUAUGUCAAGGUGUACCUGCUGGAUAAUGGAACUUGUAAAGCCAAAAAGAAAACUAAGAUUGCACGAAAGACCCUGGAGCCUCUGUACCAGCAGCAUCUGCUAUUUGAUGAGAGUCCCCAGGGCAAGGUGCUUCAGGUGAUCGUGUGGGGCGACUAUGGACGAUUGGACCACAAAUGUUUUAUGGGUGUAGCACAGAUCUUACUGGAAGAUUUGGACCUAUCAAGCACGGUGAUUGGAUGGUACAAACUCUUUCCACCAUCCUCGUUGGUCGAUCCCACACUAGCUCCACUCACGCGACUGGCGUCUCAGACAUCAUUGGACAGCUCAGGACCACCCCCAGGUGUUCGGUCCUAGUGACCGCGAUGACGUCAAGCGUCCGAAAUGCCUACAUCAACAAAAUAGAGAAACAUAGCUAUUGGACCACAGUGGAGCAGAGGGUGGAAACAGGACAAAAAGACCUUGGUCUACCAAUAAAAAGCCAGAUGGAGAAACAGGGAAUAAGAGUGACAGAGAGAAAGUGGGAAAGCUAGCCAAUCAAAGCUUAGUCUGAGUCUGACAAUCAUUUCUCACACCUUUACUUCUUUAUCGACUUGAGCCUUUUCUUUGCAAACCUUUGCCUUUGUUUACUCCUCCGAGCUUGAGAUUUUCUGUCCACCUUGAUUGUCAACCCUUUGUGUGUGUGUGUGUGUGUGUGUGUGUGUGUGUGUGUGUGUGUAACUUUAUUUUUGUGCACCCGAUCAAUGUCCUUCACUAGCCAGGAGGGCUAUAAACAAUGUGGGGGAGUUGGUAAAGUUUCAAAAUGACACCCUUCAUGCAGAAGAACGGCUGCAUGAGACCAUCGGCACAACACCCGAGCUGAGCGCAAGGGGCUGCUGUUUGGCAAGGUUUAGUAAACUUUAAACGUUAAAGGAGCCUGCACACAUGCACACACACACGCACACACACACAUACAUAUGCACACACAUAUACACUCAUUACUUGCCUUGUGAGACAUGAAUGCAAGCACAAGAAAAGCUUAAGUCCUUUAUUAUGGGAGAGACAAAAAGGCUUUUGGUUUAUGUCUUAACAAAAUGAAAAGGAGGCCAAAUUUAUGAUGUGCUUUGGAUAAUUUCAUUUGAAGUUUUGGUUGUCUGUGUUUCGCUCAGAGUUCAGUAUGGUACCACAUGGUACAAACUCCUUGCGUAUAUUUUUCUAUUAUCAGUUUUGGAGCAAUGCUUUGCUUUUGAGAAAAAGCCAAUAGCAGGUCACAGUUUUCCAAAAGCCAAUUCCUAACUACUUGUCCUUAUCACCGCCCCUCCACACACACACACGCAAUCCAUUUCCACUGUAAAAGGGAGCAGCAUGAUCUGGGGAUGCCCUUUCCUUCUGCCCAGCUGCAUGUUUGUUUGUUUGUUUUGGUACUUGAAAUCUUCUUUUGUUUUGGUCUUUCUCGCUCUCUCUGUUUUUUUGUUUUUGUUUUAAGAAAAGUCAACAACACGAGAAAUUAACAAACAGUUCUUUAAAAAAAAUUGUUGGAAAAAAAGAUGUGUGCUAGUUCCACAUAAUUUUAGGCCAGCUUGUAUGUUGCAUGUUCUUGUACAGUUUGCUUGUACUGAAUAUGAAUACAAACCGAGAAAAGCCAAGCCAUCCCCCGUCCCAAUAACAGGAGCGGACCAAUGAGGGAGGAUCUACUCCACGCAGGCCACACCUUCCACUCUGGGUCAAAAUGUCCAUAUCAGGAAUUCUCCACAGUCGAAUCUCAUUGUUUCUGUUUUUCGUUUAAGACCGUUGAACGACAGUGCUAUUCUCUAGUACGGGGCAUACCUGAGACCCUGGUGAUGGUGAGGAUAUAACUGUCAGUUUGUCGGGCUCCAGACCAAUAGAGAAUGUGUGAAAAACAGCUACAUGUAUAUGAAGUACUUUUAAGAGUUUGAGAGAAAUUAUAAAGAUAGAGAUAUAUAUGAAUAUAGAAAAAAAUUGUAUCUGCCUGUCUCCAAAACACACAUGCACACCUUGUACAUAGAAAAUAAGAAGUUAUUAAUAAGAGAAAUGUCAGUGACACGCAAACAUUCCUGUUUUUUGUUUGUUUUGUUUUUUGAGAGAGGAAUGUGCACCCUUUGGUUGAGCUCAAGCUGCUGAGCGGUACUGAGCCACAGAGGGGCACGGUAAAAGGCCUUUCUUAACCCCCUCAACCCCCUUCAAGUUGUUAAAGCAAAUGUGUAGAAACAGUUUAACCAUUGUUUUUCCUUUCACAAACCCCUGUUUGUAACUAUUGGUUAGGACUGGACUUCUAAAGCCAAUGAAGAAUCUGAUUUUACAGACCUAUGUUGCAAAUGUUUGUGUUGAAAGUCUUGGCAGUGUGGCCGACUGCCCUUUCCUUUGUCAGUAUUACUCCAUGGAUACUGAUUGUUUACAGCCCAUGGCUCCCCAAACCCAAACCACGAUGCUAGACGAAAGACGAAGAAGUAUUCACUGCAACAGUUCUUGUUUGUAUAACAGAUGUGGCUCUACUGACGUGUAUGUUUUCUAUUCAAGAGUUCAUUUUUAUUAUUUACAAAUAAAAGACUGUGCGAAAGAAGAUA